This is a messenger RNA of Austrofundulus limnaeus, 2947 nucleotides long. RefSeq names its product zinc finger protein 135. Gene Ontology annotation, molecular function: RNA polymerase II cis-regulatory region sequence-specific DNA binding; DNA-binding transcription factor activity, RNA polymerase II-specific. Gene Ontology annotation, biological process: regulation of transcription by RNA polymerase II. The transcript has 3 exons. Lineage: Eukaryota; Metazoa; Chordata; Actinopteri; Cyprinodontiformes; Rivulidae. Bases 205 to 1617 code for a protein of 470 amino acids. The record is from RefSeq and is a predicted model, not a curated record.
CUGUACUUCCGGUUGUUGCGACCAUUUAAUCCUUUGGCUCGGCGCUUCGUGCCACAGCUUCCUGUUUAUUGUCGCUGUCGGCCGGUCAUUUUCACGGUCAGCGGCCGUCAAUCGGACCCAUUAACGGUGUUCUGCCGAGCAGAACCUCGGUGCUCCCCUCACUUGCCUCCUUGGCCCGGGUGCAGCUGGGCAGAACCUUUCAGGAUGGAGGAGCCGGGCUCAGAGCUGAUUGUGUCAGAACCAGACGCUCUGGGUGCAGACUUCAUCACCGUGGAGCUCGACACUCAGCCCAUCGAGUAUGUGGUGAAGUGGGCCGAAGUAGGCUCCAAGUUCACCAUCUCCUGCGUGAAGAAGGAGAUGGAGGACCAGGAAGACCUGACCUCAGACCAGCUGAAGAUAGAGGCGGACGAGGCCUUCUUCGCCCCCUACGAGGAGGUGUACCCCUGCGAGGUGACGGAGCAGAGUGUGGAGAUUAAAACAGACUCUGACGAAGAGGAGGAGGACGCCGAGGAGGAGCAGGAGGUUCUGGUGGAGGCGGGCAGCAGCCAGCUGGACUGUGAGGUGGAUUAUGAUCCUGACGACUACGAGCCUGAGGAGCGUCAGUUCCGCUGCACUUACUGCGGGAAGUCCUACAGCCACGCCUCCAGCCUGUACCGCCACCAUCAGACGCACAGCGGGAAGAGCCACGCCCCCCUCGCCAAGAGGACGCUGGAGCCCACCCAUCAGGACGCUCGCUACAUCUGCCCUCACUGUGGCCUGAGCUUCAAAGGCAGCAGGAUGCUGGGGAGCCACCUGAGGCUGCAUGGGAAGCGGCGCAUCCACCCGUGCAACAUCUGUGGGAAGGAGUUCAACCACAGCUCCAGCCUGUCCCGCCAUCGCCUCAUCCACAAGAAGGGACAAGGCAUGCCCAAAGAGGCCAGCCUGGGCUCCAACAUGGCUGCCCUGCGCCACACGCUGAAGAUGGGCAGCAAGAACAAGAAGAGCAAGAGGCAGCAGCAGCAUCAGAAGCACGUGGCCACCGCCAUCAUCCAGAGCAGUGAUAAGUUCUACGCCUGCCCGCAGUGCGACAUGAGCUUCAGGACGUCCACGCAGCUGUCCAAACACCAGGUGAGCCACGUCAAGGAGCUGCUGGACAGCUACACGCCAGGCAAGGAGAACCUGGGCGAGACCUCCUCCGACCUGAAGAUCCGCCUCAAGCUCUGCUCUGGUGACAAGCCCAACUUCUACACCCUGUGCAAGAAGAACCGCCGCCGCCGCGGAGGCCGCCUCGGCAAGCGUGGCCCCGCCUCCUCCGAGGACGACACCGAGGGCGGAGCGGAAGCCGGGCCCCACGUCUGCAGCCAGUGUGGGAAAGAGUUCAGCCACGCCUCCAGCCUGGCCCGGCACCAGCAGACUCACCGGGAGUCGGACGGCGCCGGCCACAUCCAGACGGCCUUCUCCCCCUGCAAGAGCAAGACGUACACGUGUGCAGCCUGCAACAAGACCUUCAUGCACUCCUCCAGCUUCUCACGCCACAAGAAGGCCCACCUGGAGAACGAGCUGCGGGCCCGCACCACCACGCUGCAGAACCGACCCGAGGUGGAUGAGACCGCUCCGCUCGAGUCCGACUCUGAGUGAGGCCGCCCAGCUCCGAACUGGGCUUAACUGGUCCUGGACCUGUUCUGGGUUGGUUCUGGAUCAGCGUGGACUGAUGUGAGCAGUUCUGCAGAGGUUCACAUCAGAACUGUUCUGGACUUGUUGGGAGUUCUGGUUGUCAGGUUUCAGGACCUGGUUGGUUCCUCUGGGGGGUCCACAUAUGGUCAGAAGUGACCACCUGCUUUCUGCUCCUAAUUAAAAAUAGUAGAUUUAAAGUUUAACCAUCUGUUUAAGCCCCGCCCCCUGCUUGUUUAAGCCCCGCCCCCUGCUGCCACACUUUCAGCUGUCAAUAUGUUCACUCACAUUCUGACCUCAGAUUGCAAAGCAUCAUGGGAAACAGUCCCAACAUUACGAACACCUGCACUUCCUGUUCUGAUUAAUAAUAACUGAUUCAGAGAUCAGCUGUUCAAAGAUAAACAACAAGCAGACAAAGGUUUGAUUGAUCAUCAGCUGGUUGUUGAUUGGAAACUGAACAACAAACUGUUUAUUGAUCAACAAUAACAUCUGGAGACAAAUCAAAACAUCUGAUAACUGAUCACUGGCUUCCAGUUCUGAUCAGUGCUCCUGCUGCACAUCAGCAGCCUGGUGGAGGCUUCUGAUUGGCUGAAACUCAACGUUCUGAUUGGCUGAAACGCAGCGUUCUGAUUGGCUGAAGAUGUAAAGCUGGAGCAGAAGAGUUGGCAGCCAUAUUUAAAUCCUGUGCCAUCACCCUGCUGCACUUCCUGUUCCGUCACAAAACUGCACCUAUUUAUAAAUUUGAAGAGUUUGUAGAAAAUGACUAAUUUAAAUGGCAGAAAAGGGGGUUGUUACCAUGGUAACAGCAGACAGGAAGUGACAAGCAGCCGUUCAGAGUGUCAGUGCUGGUAGAAGAGUCACCUGACAGACACGUGGAGGUGAACGCAGACAGACUUGAAGCCCCGCCCCUUCUCUCUGUUUCCUGCUUGUUGGCACUUUGUUUUAAUGGUGUGAUGAUUUUAAGUUAAUGGUGAUUUAUUUAUAAAAGUGUUGUAGGCGUGUGAGCCUCUGCCCCACCUGCACACCUGGACACCUGUAGAUGACUGAGCACUUGGUGGACCCCCACACCCCCCGCGCUCCAUGUUUCAGUUUGUGUUCCUGAAAGGUGCCGUUCUGUCACUGCGCAGCAUUUAGCUCCAUGUUGUGUUGCUUUGUUCUGGUUCUGGUUCUGGUUCUGGUUCCAGGUGGAGCCAAGCUUCUGGCCACAGAUUGAAGGUUUGUCAUUGUGUCGUGUUUGCUGAUAGAAAAACCCAGUUAGUUGUUUUGUCUUUUGUUUUGUAAUAAACAGUAAACAAAG